Molecule: messenger RNA, 1086 nt
Organism: Zasmidium cellare ATCC 36951
Lineage: Eukaryota; Fungi; Ascomycota; Dothideomycetes; Mycosphaerellales; Mycosphaerellaceae
Exons: 1
Coding region: 1-1086 (361 amino acids)
Biological process (GO): purine nucleoside catabolic process
Cellular component (GO): cytosol
Molecular function (GO): purine nucleosidase activity
Source: RefSeq, a predicted model, not a curated record
AUGGCUCCACCAACACCCAUCUGGCUCGACUGCGACACAGGCCACGACGACGCCUUUGCCCUCCUCCUCGCCGCUCAACACCCCAACUUCAACCUCCUCGGUGUCAGCACAAUCUACGGCAACGCGCCCCUCACGCGCACAACCCACAACACCCUCGCAAUCCUAAAAGCUAUCGCCCGCGAAGACAUCCCCGUCUACCCCGGCGCAACCCGACCCUUCUGCCGCCCCGUCGCCUCCGCCCCGGACAUCCACGGCGAAUCCGGCCUCGACGGCACAACAUGCCUCCCCACCCCCACCGCAACCCCCAACACAGACCUCCCAGCCAUCGAAGCAGCCUACAAAGCCCUCAUCGCCCAACCCCCUGGCACCGCCUGGCUCGUAGCAACAGGCUGCCUAACCAACACGGCCCUCCUCUUCGCCAUCCACCCGGACCUCACCUCCCACCUCGCCGGCCUGAGCAUCAUGGGCGGCGCCAUCGGCGGCGGCUUCAGCAGCGCACCAAUGGGCGUCGUCGAAGGCAAAGGCGAGCGCUUCGGGAACUGGACGCCCUGGGCCGAGUUCAACAUCUGGCUGGAUCCCGAAAGCGCCUCCGCGAUUUUCUCGAAUGAGACUUUGGCGGCGAAGACGACGUUGAUGCCGCUCGAUCUGACGCAUCAGUUCCUCGCGACGGAGGCUGUGCAGAAGAUGAUGUUGCAUGGUCUGAAUCCCGAUGCGGGUAAGGAGGUUCCGACUGUGAGGAAACUCUUCCAUGAGAUUCUUACGUUCUUCGCCAAGACGUACGCGGAUGUGUUUGGUUUGACGGAGGGGCCGCCUACGCAUGAUCCGCUGGCUGUUGCUACUGCUAUCGUGCCGGAGCUGUUUGACGAUCGUGGUGGGGAGCGGUAUGAGGUGAAGAUCGUGACGGAGGGGGAUCAUGGGGCUACAGACUCUGCGCGGAAUGGCUCCUCGCAAUGUGGGAAGACUGUGGCGACGUUGUUGCCCAAAGGGAAGGCAGGCGUGAGAAUUCCACGGUCGUUGGAGAAGGACAAGCUGUGGAGACUGCUGGAGGAAUGCCUUGGUCGCGCUGAACAAACGGCGAGCACGUAA